This is a messenger RNA of Rotaria sordida, 378 nucleotides long. The record is from the annotation of a GenBank genome assembly. NCBI's taxonomy places the organism in Eukaryota, Metazoa, Rotifera, Eurotatoria, Philodinida, Philodinidae.
AUGUCAAGUAUUAUUACUGUUUUUAUUUUGUUUCUUUACUACUUAAAAUUAUCAAUCAGUAUUACCGUUGCCAAUAAACCUUUUUCUCUGAAAAAUCAUCAAUCUAUUUCGACAACAUCUUAUCCACUAGUUCUUCAAAUUCCAUCACCACCAACAUUUUCACAAACUUCUACACGAUCUACAAUUGUUCAUUCGAAUCAUGAACAAUAUGGAAAUGAAGAUGAAAAUUUACAAACAAAACUUGAAAAAUUGAAUUAUUCGGAACAUAAGUCAUUACUUGCUUUAAUUUUGCCUAUACGUACGAAGGUUAAACCUUUUGUAUUUAACAUCAAUCAAUCACCUCUCCUUUUACUGAUUUCAUCAGUUGAUUUGAGUUAG